Armigeres subalbatus is the source of this 2177-nucleotide messenger RNA. RefSeq lists its product as uncharacterized. The coding region runs from base 237 to 1517 and encodes 426 amino acids. NCBI's taxonomy places the organism in Eukaryota, Metazoa, Arthropoda, Insecta, Diptera, Culicidae. The transcript is spliced from 4 exons. The record is from RefSeq and is a predicted model, not a curated record.
CAGAAACCGCGCGGCGCGCGUCGUGCCCUCAUACCUAACAAUAUUAAAUAUCGGCGAAUUCGUGCGAUUUCUGCCAGUAGAGCAGCGCAAGUCGUCUGAGUCCUGUCGUGUUGGGGUUCCGCACCACACCGGUAGUGUAUUGUAUCUUACUCGAGCCAGUGAUACUUAUUGGUUGAUUCGAACACACAAGCAUUUGAGAACUUAGUGUUGAGCUGUUGGGUUGUGAAACGCGCAAUAUGUCAGUGUUACCGAAAAGCGUCGCGGAAGCCAUCAAGGAGUAUGCGCUCUCCCAGGGGAUUAAGAAUCCGAAGUUCGAUAUUUCUAGUGGGUCUCGGAAUGGGGACAGCUAUUCAGGGGACGUGUAUAGGAUUGCGGUUUCAUCGGACGAAAAGGAUGUGGAAGACUGCCGCAACAAUAAUAGCGACGGUACCCUCGCCGAGCUCGCAAAGGUCAUCAGCGUCAUUGCGAAGGUGGCACCCACAAGCCCACUACGAAGGAGUCUCUACAACAGCUCGGCUCACUUUCAACGUGAGAAGUACAUAUUCGACAUCGUGCUGCCGACGUUCGAAAAGUUUCAGGAAACACGUGGCCUCAAACCGUCGCGUAUGUUCAACCACUAUCCGACGGUAAUCGCUUCGGAUUGUUCCGACGGGCAAGAAUUUGUGCUGCAGAAUGAUCUCACAGCGCAGGGUUUCAAAAACUUUCAACGCACGGAACCCCUGGACUACAGCAAUGUUCUGCGAGUUCUGACCGAGCUGGCAGAGUUUCAUGCGAUAUCGUUCGCUAUGAAAGACCAGGCGCCGGAAAUUUUCGCGAAAAUUGUCAGCCAGCUGAGGGAAACCAUUUUUGUGGCACCACUGCAUGGUUCAUUCGAGGGGUUUUUGAAGCGACAGGUGGACUACGCGAUGCGAACGCUGGAGCACAGUCCGGCUAAGGGUGAUGAAGCAGUUUCCAAGAGGUUGCUCCGAUUUCGCGACGAGUACGGGCCGUCGAUGGUGGACUGUGUCGAUAAUAAGGACGAUGUGGUAGUCUGCCAUGGCGAUUGCUGGAUCAGCAACUUGUUGUACAGACAUAAGGACAUAAACCAGCCCAAGGAGUUGCGCUUCCUGGAUUGGCAGGUCACACGUUGCGGUACACCGGUUAUCGAUCUGUCCUACUUCAUUUUCUGCUGCACUGAUACCGGCCUUCGCAAGCGACUGCCCGAGUUGCUGCACAAGUAUCACACCGCAUUGGUCGAGCGAAUCGAUGAGCUUGGAAGCGACGGUCAUCGGCUGUUCCCCUUCGACACGUUGCAACUGCAUCUGCAAAAGUUUGCCCGUUUCGGUUUCGGAAUGGCCCUCAUGACUCUCCAUUCCACGUGCUGCGUGGAGAAGGAUCUUCCCGAUGUGUCCGCCGCGCUGGAAUCCUCAGAACUGAGCGAUUUGGACAAAUAUGCCAAAGAUUUGCUGUACAAUCCGGCCUACAUCGAAAGAAUGACCGGUGUCUGUCGGGAUAUGGUUCAGUUGGGUUAUCUGUAGGAUUUCUGAUAAACUAGUUCACUAAACGUACAAUCAAUGAUCAAUUUGUUUGACAAUCAUGGAUUCAAAAAAAAAUCGAGGUUAUCGUAGGAAAGUACUUAGUCAGUAUUUUAUAGGUUUUAAAGAAUAAUGACAGUAUUUUGUUGUAAGAUUCCGUGAAGUUGAAUCAGACGUUCAAAAUAAAUGCACAAUAUCAAAUGGUUAUCAAAUAAAAUCAAAAUAAACAAGGCAUCUAAUGCAGGGAUACUAGAGUUAGCAAUGUUACAAACAAACAAAUAGAAGGCAAAAAUAAUAAAUUACGAAUCGUAAUUGGCACAGUAAAAUCAUCACAUUCUAGUGAUCUGUACAAUUGGAAAACCAGAAAGCAAUUAGUAUUAAAGUUUUAUCUGAAUAUAUAAGUAAACUGUAAGCACAAUUCAUUUAGUACUAAGAUGUCGCACCACUCCAAAUUACCUUAAGGAUACUCAAAAUUGUGGGAUUGAUUCGGUGCAUUCAGCCAAACUAUUGAAGAUUUCACUAGUGUUAAAUGAACAAAAUGAAAGAAAUACGUACACGAUCAAGCCUAAAAUAUUUCACUCCACCGAUGGAUGUUCAACUAAUAAGAAGGGUUUACUAUUUUAGAUUAUAAGAUGUAAGAUAAAUAAAUAAGAUUUAACGUAA